Daucus carota subsp. sativus is the source of this 1987-nucleotide messenger RNA. RefSeq lists its product as uncharacterized. Gene Ontology annotation, molecular function: protein binding. The record is from RefSeq and is a predicted model, not a curated record. The transcript has 5 exons. Lineage: Eukaryota; Viridiplantae; Streptophyta; Magnoliopsida; Apiales; Apiaceae. Bases 192 to 1868 code for a protein of 558 amino acids.
UUCUCGUCUGUCUUGCUUACUAGAAACCAAAAUCCUUCGAGAAAAUAUGGACAAACGGGUUUGAGGGGUUAACAGUUACAUUUAUAAUGGGAUUAUGCUUCCUCGUUUUCAUCGACGAGGGUUGUAACAUAGAUUUUUAUUUAAGAACCCGGAGUGCACAAAAAUUUCAAGAACUGUGAAAUAAUAAGAUUAUGGCUAUGUGGAGAAGGGACCAGAAUUAUGGGGGUGCUUUCUGGCCGGGACCCUCUAUGCCUCCGGUGAUGUGGAAUAAUUGCACAAGGCAAGUUGCACCAGUGCUGCCGAGAUCAGAGGGAAAGCCGACGUCGCUUGAUCGUUCUUUUCAUGUCACCCAUAGACUUCCUGCCUUUGACUCUCCUUAUGCCCGCGCCAAACAUGUUCAGUUGGUGGAUAAGGAUCCACAUAGAGCAAUUUCUAUGUUUUGGGCUGCUAUAAAUGCCGGUGAUCGAGUUGACAGUGCCCUGAAAGACAUGGCAUCAGCAAUGAAACAGGUGAACAGAUCAGAUGAGGCCAUCGAGGCAAUUAAAUCUUUCCGCCAUUUAUGCUCUCCUGAAUCGCAGGAUGCUAUUGACAACAUACUGCUAGAGCUCUUCAAGAGAUCUGGUCGAAUGGAAGAACAUAUCGGAGUCCUUCAGGCUAAAAUUAGGUACACAGAAGAUCUUCUACUUCUUGGUGGAAGAAGGGUGAAAACUGCCAGAUCUCAUGGGAGGAAAUGUCUGAUUACAAUUGAACAUGAGUACUCAAGGUUGCUCGGGAACUUGGCCUGGGUGUACUUGCAGCAAGAUCGAUACGCAUUUGCAGAGGAGCUUUAUCGGAAAGCGCUAAUAUAUGAGCAAGAUAAGAACAAAAUGUGUAAUCUGGCGAUCUGCUUGAUGUACAUGAACCGGAUGACGGAAGCCAGAUCUCUGCUUGAAUGCGCAACAUUAUCUGGAAAUGCGUCGGAUCAGAAGCAUGUCAAGUCAUUUGAACGUGCUUCUAGACUACUGGUCGAAUUCGAAUCACUUGGCAGUGAGGAAGCCAGAAUACCAUUCUCAUCAUUUAUGAGACGAGACGCAAAAGAAAGAACAAAGAAAGUUCUUUGCACUGGGACUGAUAGCAUUAUAUCCCAUCCUCAGAUAGAAGGUUCAAAAAGUGCAUCACUUGGACCAGGAAUUGGUCUACAGUCUUCUCAUAAUAAAACUUCUUUUGCUGGUGAACUGAAUAAAGAGGAAUGCUAUGUUGGAAACUAUAAUGAAAGAACAGGUGACAACCGAGAAAUGGUGCCUGGAGGUGGGAUAGAUUAUGAUGGAUACAUGAUAGGGUACGUUUCUCCCAAUUCUGUUGGAGGCAACCCUGGAGUUCCAUUUAGACAACCAAGAGAAGGUCCCUCUUUCUCAUUUGAUAAUACAGCUGGUAAGUGUAACAUAAAGCUAUCAUUUGCUGGGACUGGAGAGCAAGGAUCAAAUUUAGGCCUUGGACAAGCUUUUGGUAUUGAAGAAUGUGCUGAGGAAAGAAAAAUUAAUCAGGAACUGCAGAACCAAGGCAAUCAGGAAGUUAGCAAAUAUUUUUCAUUAGACUCGAGCAACAGAGGCUGGGUGAAUAUGCAAGCAGAAGAGAAUAUGAAGUUGCUGAGAAGCGAAUAUUUGGAUGAGAAUACUAACCUCAACAACUUGUUUGGAAGUCUGAUUCAUCUCAACGAAACUGAACGCCUUGAUCUAAAGAUGGGGUCGCUCGCGUUGGAAGAUGGAUCUGAUUCUCAGCCCAGUAAUGCUGGUAUUUCUUCGAAUCAAGAAGUGCGGCACUCAUUGCUGGAACAGGAAAGAAGUGGCCAGGUAUGGAAAAUGCCAUGGCUGUUCGAAAAUAUACAAUGAUUAUCCUGUUUUCUUUGGAUACAGCCAAUUUAAGGACAUUUGUAAAUUUGGCUUGAUUUAUUUACAUUUUGAAACCAGAGAUGGUGGAGUUUUCUACAAUGGUUAUGACAUUUUAUUUA